AAUGCUCUCCCCUGUUGAAAGUGGGUCAAAGCUUGUGACGUCAGAUGUAAAUAAACUGAAACGACAACAAAUAAGGAAUUUUCUACGCAUUAUUUUCAUUCAAGUUUUCGACCGAAUCAGACAUGAGCACAAACGGAACACAAAUGCAGAGAGACGAUUUGCAAGAGUCUUGGGUGGAUUUGUACUACCAGGCCAGUGGACAGAGCAGCCCCAAGCGUGAGGGCACAGACAUACACAGCAGCGGUAUCUACACACCCCUCAAUAUAGAGAAACUCCUUACGGAUGCUCAACGUGAAUCUGUCAACAACAGUAGGGAGCCUUCCGCAAGAACAAGUCCCAAGUGUCCCAGAAGCCCAGUGCUCUCCCUGUCCAACAGCUCAAACACUUCCAAUGUGGAUGUUCGGGAGGAGCCGGGUACCGACUGGAUCUGGGACUGGUCCUCAGGGCCAGAGCGCAACCCUUUGGGAGAUCACAGUGUGAAGUUUCGUCGACCUCGCCAGGACUACAAAAGCUUGCGAAACUCAAAAACCCUGCGUGCUAUCUUUAAUAGCGACAGUCUACCUACGCUGUUGAUCACACAUGCAUGCACGCUAGUCAUUGGAGCAGUUUUCGGAGCAUCCAUUGUUUGGGUGAUCUGGCGUUACCCACGGCGCGAGCUGGUCAGUGUUUAACAACCGGAUGGUCUGUAAACAUGGAUGUAUAACACACCAGUGUCGGGAUGGUUAUUUCAGAGCGAGCAAUGUAGGAUCAUACUUGCAUACCCGGCUUGUAAAGAACAGCAUUCUCUUUUUACAAUACAAGACAGGUUGAGUCUGUUUUGCUUGUCUUUUACUACAACAUACUUCUAUGUGUUUUAUGUCUGGUAAUUUUUCAGUUAUAAUAUUGUAAUUAAUUUCCUAGCUCUGAUAUUUCCUGUUAAAAGUGUCUGAAUACACCAAUUGUUUUUUAUUGCUGACAAAACAGCCAAUAUGUUUAUUGCUUGUUUUAAACGUACAUGUUUAUUUAGACAUUUUUGAGAUGGGAUGAAUUUACAAGAAUGACAUUUGUUCAACUUCAAUUAGUCCUAAAUUUCAUUUUUCCUCUCUUUUUACACGAGUAGGGACAUGGCAGAAUUUGAGUAUAAAGUUUUCUUAUCAGAAAAGGUCAACCUAGUAUAUUUAAAGUCCUAGCAAUUAAAAAAAAUCAAACAAUUUCUAGUCAGAAUUUACAGCUUUAGGUAUAAUUAGCCAUUAACAAUGUACAUGUAGUGACUAAUUUGUUUUUAUUUCAACUGCAAAUUAAAAUGAAUAUCUUUGUAAAAUUGCUAUGGGCUUUGUAUGAAACACUGUCUCUUUCUCAUGUUCACUUACAUGUUGGUCUUUAUUCUGCAAGUACAAGUGAUAUGCUUUCAAUAAUGCUCUCUUCCUUACAGUAAACUUGAAUAAAUCAAUGAAAUUUAUGGUUUUAAACAUUUCAAAAGCAUCUCAAGGCAUGAGUUGAUUAAUCAACUUAUGGAUGGUGUAUAACUUUUUAAUCCAAGGAUUUUAUUGAGGUUAAUUAAAAAAAUAAACAUUAUGGAGGGUAAGUGGAUGUUCUAAAAAAGCAUUGUUACAGAAUAUUCAGUGGAAUUUACAAUAUACUAUAAAGUGUCUUCAUAAGUGAUGUUUGUUUAUAGUUAAUUGAAGAGUUUAAAACACACAUUUUAUGUUUUGACUCUUAGAACUUUUUUAGAAAUUUAAGAAUGGAUAUGUUCAGAACCACCAUAGAAAUUGGUAAUAAUUCCUGCCAGUGUUUUACUAACCUAGGGUCGUGCUUUAACAAGACCCUCAUGUUUUUUCUCAAUUAAUUUCUGUGCUUUGUUAUAUGUGUAAUGGUACAUGCAGUUGUUAUGAAUGCAAAUGUUCUACUGCUGUUAUUCUAUUUGUAUGUUUCUUAGUACAUGUUUACAAUAUUGUUUAUUAUGUAAGUAAUUAUAUUUUAAAACUCCCAAACCAUGGGACUUUUGAACAUAAUGUUGGAGAAAACUUAUUGAGAACUUCACACAUUUUGAACGGAAAGUCAAAAUUAUUGUGCAUAUAAAUCAUGGUAUGUUCAGAAGAUUCUGUACAUUAUUGGCCAUAUGAAUCAUGGUAUGUUUGGAAUAACACUUAUCUACAUGUACUCAUAAUGUGCCGGUGUUUACAUAUGAGUUUGUGACCAAUUGAAAGUCAUUCCUAUGUAAAAGAUUUCUAGGUUUAUUAAACAGUAUACAUGGAUAAUAAUAAGAGUGGAUGAAGGACAAUCCCUUGAUAAACAACUACCUAACCCCCUUUUUUAGAUUUAAGUAGUUUAUUUCAGAUUAUGUAUAAGUAAGAUUCAUAAAUUUCUACAAAAAAGGAAGAAAGACUUAAAAAUACCUGUAUGUUUGGUGCCUAUUUUGAGAUUGUUUAUGUCUGCUUAUACGAUUGCGCGCCACACAUGUGGUUUUGAAGUUUUACAUUUCUCAUUACUGUCAGUAUUGUUUGUGUAAUUUGUUGAGUGCAAUAACACUGUACUUGGUUGUAUAUCGUUUACUUUGUUCUUGCAUUUAACAUAAUAAUUUUGCAUAUACAGUUCAUAUUAUUGUUGCAUUGUAUUGUGACUAUCACUGCAUCUUUUUAACAGUAUGUUAAAGGCUCUGUUAUAGAGUGAUUAUGAAAAGUUACUAAUGACAUUUUUCAUGAAACAGUGAACCUAAGGGCUGAUGUUUUAUUCAUUUGUAUUUUUCUGUAUCGUGUUUUCUGUUUCAUUAAUCUUUACGCAAAAUUAAAGGGUAAGAAGCAAACAUCUUAACAACUUUGUUAUGGUUAGAUGUACACUGUUCACAAAAUGACAUGCUUUGAUGUUUUAAUGUGUAUGACAGUUGUUAUUGGAAUUUGAUUGACAGCAGACUUAAGACCUUACAACAGAAGCAUUUAUUUCUUUGUGCACACAGAUGUUUAAGCAGAAAUGGUAGGCCCUACAGGAUAUGUAGGAAUUUCUUUUAGGAUUGCAUAAUAGUUGAUAAAUUUGUAGAACUAACAGUAAAAACAAAAACAAAAAUGUGUGAUGUCACUCUUGUUUAGUAGCUUUUAAAAGUAGAUUUUUUUCAGUACUAAGCAUGUUUUGUGAACAUCAAAUGCAAAAGAAUAUUUUACUAGAUAUCGUGUUAUAAUUCAAAUUUUGUAUUCAGUUAUGUAUUGUUUUGAAAUCCUUUGCUGUAAUUAAGUGCUUUAAUUUAUUAGCUUACACCUCAUUCUCUAGGGCCAGGCAGUUGGGUCAGUCAUGGUUUGUCAUCUGAAAGUGGCUUGUUUUACAGCUUUUCAUUUGUUAUGUCCUGUUUUUGUCUGUACUAUCAGAGUGCCAUGCUGGCUUCUUGGUAUUUAAAUGUGCUUGUAUUUUUUUUGCAAUGUAUAUAAUAGUGGGUUCUGCAAUUGUAUCUGUAUUUCAAACACCACUGCAUAUUGAUAGGCCAAAUCAGUAAUUUUUUAACACGGCGAAGUAAAAAAAAACAUGGUGAAAUAAGCUUUACUGAGUAUUUUAUUUGAAGUAUAAGUUAUUUUAAAUUUAGAAAAAAAUAUUUGUAGCCUUAUACCAUGUGCUUUUAUUUCUUUUAUUUAAAAUAUUUGUUAUUUCAAAAAUGUGAAAAAAAUAUUUGUAUCAUCGUAUCACGUGCUUUUAUUAUUUGGCCAAUUUUCAGUUAGUGCUUUUUAUUUUUGUAAUGUAGUGUACUCCCCACCUUGGUUAUUGUUGUAUACUUCAUAAAUUGUGUAAUUCUCAUUCUCUACAAUAUAAAAAUGAUUAUAUACAUAACAUUAGUUAAGAACAGGGAUCUGGCUUUCUUGCCAUAUCUUUUUGUCAAAUUGACACAUACUUUAAGUUAACUGCAUAACAUUCCUAUGCAAAUUCUUACAAGGUUUAUUUCCAUAAAAACGUAGAAACAAGAGAUGUCAGGUCCCUUUUCUUAUUCGCAUAUUUCUUGUUGUGUAGUUUAUCGUAACAAUGUACCUUAUAACGUGUACUAGUUUUUCAGCUACAGUAGCAAUAUAUAUAGUUAUGUAUAUUGACAAUGCAAACACUAUUUCAUAACAUUGCAAGUUCUUAAUCUCUUCAUUUUCAGUUUAUGUUGAACUGAUUCAUUUGAUAACAUUGUGAUACAUACAUUUGUAUGGAUAGUUGUGACAAGUCAGUGAAGAACACAUAUUUUUAUAUCACAAAACGGUCCAAAUAGUAGAAAUUGUAUGAAUGAUGUUCAUGUACAUGUAUGCAUGCCUUCAGGUAACAAUACAUAUUGAGAAUUUGGUCUGCA
This is a messenger RNA of Dreissena polymorpha, 4285 nucleotides long. Its product is annotated as BCL2/adenovirus E1B 19 kDa protein-interacting protein 3-like. Gene Ontology annotation, cellular component: mitochondrial outer membrane; nucleus; mitochondrial envelope. NCBI's taxonomy places the organism in Eukaryota, Metazoa, Mollusca, Bivalvia, Myida, Dreissenidae. The transcript is spliced from 6 exons. Gene Ontology annotation, biological process: positive regulation of apoptotic process; mitochondrial outer membrane permeabilization. The coding region runs from base 123 to 671 and encodes 182 amino acids. The record is from RefSeq and is a predicted model, not a curated record.